Molecule: messenger RNA, 741 nt
Organism: Racocetra persica
Lineage: Eukaryota; Fungi; Glomeromycota; Glomeromycetes; Diversisporales; Gigasporaceae
Source: the annotation of a GenBank genome assembly
GGGUCCCCCUAAAGGUUACAUCGAAGCCAUUGAGACACGAUUACAUAGAAUGGAAUCUCUUUUAGGUGGGUUAGUUCACAGCAAUGAUCCCUUUGCGGAGGCUGUGUUGGCAGAGUUGAUGCAAGAUGACCCGCGUCCUUCUCGUAAAUCUGGAAAUACGGAAUUUACAUGGAGGAAUGGUUCUAUAUCAAUACAUGGUGAUACGGGCAGUAGUGGCCUGCAAAGUCCUGAAAUUGUUCAGGCAAAAGAUAAUUCUAUUAUUGAUGAUCUAAAUGAUAUUAUGGGAAUUCUUAGUAUAGACGAGAACCAACAGGUUCGUUAUCAUGGACGAAGUAGUGGACUUUAUCUCUUAAAGAAUAAUCGAGAUAAUCCACCACCACUUCUUCUUUUAAAUGCUAUAUACGCUCUUGCUGCGAGAUUUUCUGACAGACCUGAAUUAAGAAAGAAUCUUCAGGAUUCGCAGACGGCCGGCGACGAAUUCUUUGAUCGUGCGAAAGCACUACUAGAUAAUGAUUAUGAUAAAUCUCAUAUAACAACCAUUCAAGCUCUUAUUAUAAUGGCUUUAAGGGAUAUUAGAAUUGAUAACACCACGAGAAGUUGGAUUUAUAUUGGUAUGGCUGCAAGAAUGGCGCAAGAUUUAGGUAUUCACCGUAAUAAUGAAAAGUGGCAACCGAUCCCGUUAUCACGUGAGGAAAAAGAAGAACAAAAACGUGCCUUCUGGUCUUGUUUUGUAGUUGAUAG